AUGAACCAGGAGAUCAAGAUGCAGGCGGCAGCCUUCAAAGACAAGAAAUGGGGGUCCCCAGACAAUAAAGAAGGUGCAGAUGACCCUUCCUAUGAGAAUAUCAUCUUCAAAACCCAGCAGCAGCCAAAGGGCAGUCAUUCACCAGCCAAGAAUAAGGCCCAGUCCAAGCCACCCUCCGACCCCGCCCAGGUCCCCCGUUGGUUGCCUGGAGCCAUGAUGAACCUGUAUGUUCUCCUCGCUGUGUCCUGCGUCAUCCUCUUAGUCUUGGUCCUGGUGAAGAAUUCCGAGAUGUCCCAGGAGCUGCUGGUCUUGAAAAGGGAGCUCCAGAACGUCUCUCUUUCGGUGGGAGAGUGCCAGGAGGAGGGGAAGAAGCGCUGGAGCGAUGUCGAUCAGAGCAUCAAGGCGGCCAAGCAGAGCAUUGACAUGGUCAAGAGCAAGGUCCAUGAAGGGAACCAGAAACUGAGGACGCUGGCGACAGUCUCAAACAUAAACGAAAUCAAGACUACAUUACAGGAAAUCCUCCAGAUGCUGAAGAUGUCAAAUCCAAAGCCCACACCUCAAUAAAAGAAAAGACAUCAGAGCCCUGGCUGCACCUCGGAGGACAAGAUAGCACCUCUCGGUGAAGAUGGAAAAUGG
Molecule: messenger RNA, 636 nt
Organism: Balaenoptera ricei (Rice's whale)
Lineage: Eukaryota; Metazoa; Chordata; Mammalia; Artiodactyla; Balaenopteridae
Gene: MCEMP1
Product: mast cell expressed membrane protein 1
Exons: 7
Coding region: 1-564 (187 amino acids)
Source: RefSeq, a predicted model, not a curated record